CAGAGCUUCAGCUGCUGGGCGGUUUCUGAUCUGAAGGCUUCCAUACUACCUCUUCUGAAUGUCCAAAUACAAACUCUUCCUCCUUCGGCACGGAGAGGGAGCCUGGAACAAAGAGAACCGCUUCUGCAGCUGGGUUGAUCAAAAACUGAGUGAGAACGGUGUGGUGGAAGCUCAAGAAUGUGGCCGCCUUUUAAAAGAGAAUGGCUACCAAUUGGACCAGGUUUUUACCUCCAUACUCAGCCGUUCCAUCCACACUGCCUGGUUGGUGCUUGAGGCCAUGGGACACGAGUGGGUCCCUGUGACAAAAUCGUGGAGGUUAAACGAACGGCAUUACGGUGCCCUGAUUGGUCUCAAUCGUGCUGAAAUGGCAUUAAACCAUGGAGAGGAGCAGGUUAAACUGUGGAGGCGCAGUUAUGACAUCACUCCACCUCCCAUACAUGAGUCACAUCCCUAUUAUGCUGAAAUUUACAAUGACCGUCGAUACAGUACAUGUGACGUCCCGAAGGAGGAACUGCCCAAAACAGAGAGUCUAAAGGAAGUGUUAGACAGACUUCUUCCUUACUGGAAUGAUGUCAUUGUACCGGUGAUCAAAAGCGGCCAGACGGUCCUCAUCUCUGCACAUGGCAACAGCUGCAGGGCUUUGCUUAAACACUUGGAAGCUAUAUCUGAAACAGACAUCGUCAAUGUAACACUGCCCACAGGAGUACCUGUCCUGCUGGAGCUGGAUGAAGACCUUCGACCGGUCAAACCCCGUCAGCUUCUGGGCGACCAGGCCAAAAUUCAGGCAGCCAUUAAAAAGGUGGAGGACCAAGGGAAAGUUAAUGCGCAAAAUAAAUAGGGGUAGAAUGUUGGAGUCAUUUACACAGGAAAUAAUUAAAGAGAAAGUUACUUAGUCAGUCAGGCAUAUAGUACAGAGCCACCAGGUGAAGUUUGGCAAAUUCCAACACAAAAAGGCGUACCUGUGAUUAGCUGGUUUUAAAACUGGUUUAUGGUUAUAGUGCUAUUUUAAGAAACAUAAAGUGAGUCAAUAUUUUGAAGUUCCAAAAUGCAGACUUGGCACAUAUAUUUUGUUACAGCAAGAGGUCUGUAGACCAAAUAAUGAAGUAUAGUUAAAUAUUUUAAAAAUAAUUUAGUAAUGUGCGGUUAUUUUUUGUUAGAUCUUGAAUGGAUUCUUUUUUCCAAGGGAUUUUAGGUUACAGAAAACCAGAGGUGCCUUCCUUUUGAGGGUAAAAUAGAAGACACCAGUUGUGUUCAAAUAGAAUUUGUUUCUAAAGGUAUUUAAAAUUUAAAUAAGCUAUUUUAAUCAUAUUACAAAUAUGUUUUUAAUCAAUUUAUUGCAUCCUGAUUUUUUUUUCAAAAUAUUUAAAUUAAAUUUACUGACCUAAAAUGUUGUACGUUUUGGAAUAAUUCCAGAUAAAUAAACAUACAUUAUUCACUCCACUAUCCAGACUUUCCAAAACACAGACUAAACCUAAUCGAUGUGGAUUCUUAUUAAUAUUCAAAAAAUCUGCUUAUUAAUUAACACUUAGACUUCAUGUCUAAAGGAUAAUUUAUAAUAUUUUGUGUAAAUAGCACUGGUAGUAUAUUUUAGAUAUUAUUUAAGUUAUAUAAAAGGGACAUUUUGUUUUGAUCUGUAUUUAUUUAAUAUAGAGAUAUUAAGUCAUAAUAAGUUAUGUUCAGUUUUCUCAUGCAAUGCCAAAUGUAACCCAUACUACCAUUUUUUAUCUUGUUCUCAACCAGAAUGAACUUAUUAGCGAGUAAAACUAAGACAUACCUGUUGUUUAAAAUGUCCAUGUGGUGUCACUGUAAUCCCUGUAUUUAGUUUUUGUGUAUUUGAUGUUGCUCAACACUGUACUGUAUCAAUAGGGAAAUGUUGUAUGUUUGUAUUUUUGUUCUAACAGCCAUGAUGGCUUUCGCUGUUACAUAUGUCUAUGUUUACCCCUUUGUAUUUGACUGUGGCACAUCAUAGCUCAUUCACAUUAAAAGUUUGGAAUAAUUAAUUACAAAUUAAUAAUUGUUACAAAUUAAAAUGUCUGUUUGGGCCUUUAAA
Messenger RNA from Danio rerio (zebrafish), 2050 nucleotides. RefSeq names its product 2,3-bisphosphoglycerate mutase (gene bpgm). Gene Ontology annotation, biological process: glycolytic process. Lineage: Eukaryota; Metazoa; Chordata; Actinopteri; Cypriniformes; Danionidae. The record is from RefSeq and is marked provisional. Gene Ontology annotation, molecular function: intramolecular phosphotransferase activity; bisphosphoglycerate mutase activity; catalytic activity.